Funneliformis caledonium is the source of this 792-nucleotide messenger RNA. Lineage: Eukaryota; Fungi; Glomeromycota; Glomeromycetes; Glomerales; Glomeraceae. The record is from the annotation of a GenBank genome assembly.
AUGAACUUUAAUAAUGGCUUAUUUAGUUCAGGAACAGCUGAUAAUUAUUUUAAAUACGGAAGAAAUAACGAACACAGUCAAGGUCAGUCUUCGUCAACAUCGACAUCACACCAAUCAAAACCAAUCUCUACUAGAACGCCAAGACCCCUCGGACUCAAGAGAACUACGUCGAAUAGCAACUAUCCCGUGAAACAAGAUGAAGUUUCAACAUCAACUAUACACAAUGAUCGAUUAAAGAAUUAUUCUUCUGGCAUGACGAAUAUAUAUCAAACGGACGAGUCUCCAACAACAUUAACUAAAACACCGACGUACGAAUAUUACGGAUUCGUUCUAUAUUUAUCUUCAUUCAUCGCAUUCGUGAUAUAUUUGUUAUGGGCAUAUUUACCGGAUGAGAUAUUAAUAUCAUUAGGAAUAACUUAUUAUCCGGAUAGGUAUUGGGCACUCGCAUUACCAGUCUGGUCAUUUGUGCUGUCAUUUUUUUUAUAUGUAGUAAUAUUAUCAAUCAAUUUUUUAAACACGGCGCCAUAUGAUUCUUAUCAUACCAUAACAGACGAUCAUGCAAACAUAGGACAGAAUUUAUCACAAUUAUCUGGUAUAACCGAUGAUUUUGUUCCAGAAUUACAUGAUAUACCAAUAGGUAUAGUUAAUGCAUGUCUCUAUCAAAAUGUUGAUGGGUUAGGGUUAUGGGAAGAAGAAGAGAAGAAUGGAAAUGAUGGAAACAUUGACAUCAGUAAUAAAAGUACGAUAGAAAGACAAGAAAGGAUAGAAUCCGAUUCCAAAAGUAAAAUAUAA